Messenger RNA from Vicia villosa (hairy vetch), 975 nucleotides. RefSeq lists its product as uncharacterized. The record is from RefSeq and is a predicted model, not a curated record. The transcript has a single exon. Lineage: Eukaryota; Viridiplantae; Streptophyta; Magnoliopsida; Fabales; Fabaceae. The coding region runs from base 1 to 975 and encodes 324 amino acids.
AUGAAACCGUCGUCUCAACCGGUUAAGACAAGGGGUGCUCCGAAGAAAGUGAAGUCUACGCCGAAUGACAACUCAAUUACACGAGAUUCUUUAUAUUGUGAGCAUGUCGACAAACUCUUUCCCAACUCACGUACUCCUAAAUCUCAAAAAAGUUCAAACAAAGGAGCUCGCAUUAGCAAACCGCCUCCUACACCUAUUGCUCCAAAAGUUUCAACUCCGACACCUAUUGCCACAAAAAUUCCAUCAAUUAAUGAGGUAUAUAUUGCUCCAAAAAAUCCAUCAAUCGAAGAGGUGCAUAUUGCUCCAAAAAUUCCAUUCAUCGACGGGAUGCCGAUUUUUAUGCACAAAUACAUUGACUGGAUCGUCAAUGUGGUUGGGGACGGUAAUUGCGGAUUUCGGGCCGUAUUGGCUUUGCUUGGUAAGGGAGAGGAUGGCCAUAAGGUUGUCCGUCAUGAAAUUAUCGAAGAGUUGAUGAACCAUAAAGACUCGUACACGCGGGUAUUUGGAGACGAAGCUAUAUUUGAAUCGGUUCACGAAGCUAUUUUUACUUGGUUGGGCGCUUAUGCGCCGACUUUAAAAUGGAUGAGAUUCCCGGAAAUGGGACAUCUUAUUGCAUGCGCAUAUGCCAUACUAUGCAUUGACUUGAAAGAAUAUGGUUUUUCGGAAACCUUUUUUUCGCUCUGCACCGCACCUCCUACAAAUCUGAAUGAUCGUAUUAUGUGUGUUAGAUGGCUCGCAAAAUCAAAACAUUUUAUGCAAGUUUACUUGAAACCGGGAUGCCUCAUACCACCUACGUCACUGAAAUGGGCACUUCAUCAUAUCGAAGUUGUCGAUACGUGGCCGGAUCGUUUUGUGGAUAUGAUGCACGAUUUCGAAAGGUUGAACAACAUCAAAAAGGAAUCAAAUGCCGAAAAGUCAAGAUUAGAACCUCCAAUUGAUUUAGCCGGCGACAGUUCUUUUGAUGUAUAUAUCUAA